GAGGCAGGCAGGUGACUGACUGUCAGAGGGAGGCAGCGGUAAUUCUGCACGAUGUGGCGUUCAGUGGAAAAUGCUGCGGUGUCCUCUCUCUCCUCCAGGCUGGAGAAAGAGCAGCCUUUCUGCCCUCAGUGUGGGACAGGUACCAGGCACGCUUAAGAGAGGGCGGAGGACAGCAUCCAGGCUGGAGUGAAUUUGCUACCCAGACUGACAAAAAAAACACAAAGUAAGCGGGGGACAGUGAUGAAAACCAGCAGAAAGUGCCGGGCGCUGCUGGCAGCCUCCUUAAACCUAGUGGCGCUGCUUUUCUCUACCACCGCCUUCAUUACCACGUACUGGUGUGAGGGCACUCAGAAAGUGCCCAAGCCGAACUGCAGCAAGGAGACCAGAUUCAACUGCAUCAACUUGAACCGCACUAGCACCAUGAACACUUCCAAACCGGACCAGGUCCACUACAGCUGGGAUACCGGCGAUGAUCGCUUUGUCUUCCGUUAUUUCCACACUGGCAUAUGGUACUCCUGUGAAGAGAACAUCAGUGGUGUCGGUGAGAAGUGUCGGAAUUUUAUUGAUCUGGCUCCGGCGUCUGAGAGAAGUGUUCUUUGGUUGUCGGUCAUCUCUGAAGUUUUAUAUAUCGUGCUUUUAGUUGUUGGUUUCAGCCUGAUGUGUCUCGAGCUCUUUCACUCAAGUAACGUGAUAGACGGCCUCAAACUGAAUGCAUUUGCUGCUGUCUUCACUGUUCUUUCAGGUCUGCUCGGAAUGGUGGCUCAUGUGAUGUACACUCAGGUGUUCCAGGUGACAGUUAGUCUUGGACCCGAGGACUGGAGACCACACUCCUGGGAUUACGGCUGGUCGUUCUGGUACGAGGUUUCACAUCUUUUCAAUAUCACGUGAAGACAUG
This is a messenger RNA of Chiloscyllium plagiosum (whitespotted bambooshark), 895 nucleotides long. The record is from RefSeq and is a predicted model, not a curated record. NCBI's taxonomy places the organism in Eukaryota, Metazoa, Chordata, Chondrichthyes, Orectolobiformes, Hemiscylliidae.